AUGGUUCCAACACCUUUUUCUUCGCCAUUGCUUGUGGAUACAAAACCUCUCUUUCCAAUUCUUCCCUUCUUGCACGAAAAUUUUGAAAUAUUCCAGAAUUCAACAAAUUAUCACACGAACGGAACCAAUUCAUCAUGGUUGUAUUCGGAGUGGUUUGGAUGGAUUGGUGUUGCUGUUUGCAUUCUCACAUGGGGAACCUUUACAGCUCCGCUAAAAAUCAAAUACGUCCGAGAUGUCAAUUUUGAUCCCAUGAUUUACCAAUUCUACUUUUCUGCUGUUGUCUUUCUUCUCAGUUUUCUUGUUCUUGCUUGGAAUGAAUGGUAUUUCUCUUGGUAUGGUGUGGCAGGUGCUGCCAUUUGGAUUCCUUCUUCAAUCUUCUCAAUUGUAGCUGUGGAUAAAUUGGGUUUGAGUGUGGCUCAAGGAUUGUGGAGUGGAGUGGUUAUUCUUACAAAUUUCAUAUGGGGUGUGACGUUGUUUGAGAGCAAAAUUGGAAAUUAUUAUUUGACUGCUUUGGGAUUGGUGUUGAUGAUAUUGGGAAUUGUUGGAGUUGCCACUUGUAGUAAAUGGAAUGUUAUUACGACAACAACCAAUAAGGAAAAUUCAACAACUAAGGAGGAUGAUCUCGAGAAGAAGGGACUCAUAGAGGAUGAAAGUUUGGCGAGUGUGACAGUCACUCAACAUCAUUCUCAAGAAACAACGCCGUUAUUUGGAAAAAAUCAAUCCUAUGAUCCUGCAAUGAAUAAUGAUAACACAACACCAAACUAUGGAGGAGUUAUGAGUCACCUCGAUCAUCUCAUUGCUCAAGAAGAGGCUUCUCUCCAUGAUCAUGCACAACAGGAAUCAUUGAUUCAUCGAGGUGACGCUUAUGGAGCUUACCCAUCAAGUUCCUUAAAUGCCACUAAGGAAGAAUACAUGAACAAUGACGACAUGAAUCGUCACAACAAACGAAAGCAACGCAUUCUUGCUCUCCUUAAAAAUUCCAAAGAUUACUUUAUUGGAAUUCUGGCAGCAGUUGCUUGUGGUAUUACGGGCGGAUCAAUGUUUGUACCCUCACGAUUGGAUAGUGACAGAGGAAGUGUCUAUAUGGUUGGAUUUGGAAUUGGAUCUAUGGGAAUUACAAGUAUCAUGCUCGUGGUGUAUUAUUAUUAUUAUUUCUUUCGAUACAAGAAGGAGUUGAGUUUUUAUCCAAAGUUGUCCAUCUUUCCUUGUUUAACCGCCAUGUUAUGGCAAACGGGAAACUUUUUUGCAGCUUUUGUGAGCGCAGGACCACUAGGAUUGACCAUUGGAAUGCCACUGACAGAGACGUCCUUGGUGGUGGCUGGUUUGUGUGGAUUGAUUUUCUUUAGAGAGUUGAAAGGAUGGAAAGCGAUUGUUCAGUUCUUUGUAAGCACAUUGAUCAUGUUGGUUCCUGGGUGUAUUUUGUUGGCCUUGUUCGGAAAGACUUGA
Messenger RNA from Naegleria fowleri, 1446 nucleotides. RefSeq lists its product as uncharacterized. NCBI's taxonomy places the organism in Eukaryota, Heterolobosea, Eutetramitea, Acrasida, Naegleriidae. The coding region runs from base 1 to 1446 and encodes 481 amino acids. Gene Ontology annotation, biological process: carbohydrate transmembrane transport. The transcript has 2 exons. Gene Ontology annotation, molecular function: carbohydrate transmembrane transporter activity. Gene Ontology annotation, cellular component: membrane. The record is from RefSeq and is a predicted model, not a curated record.